GUGCUCAGGGGGAUGCUGCUCGUUCUUAUACGUAGUGGUGCUCAGUUACCGCAAGCCCAUUGUAACGGAGCAAGAUCGGGUUGCAUCAUCGAAUACACGAGAUAUUACAACGGAACUAUGGACACGUUCUUUCUCACUCGCUUGAAGGCUGAGUUUACGCAGUGCGCUAAAGAUGGAGCCGUUCCACGGUGCCAAACAAAAUGAUGCGCCCGUGCGGUUCCGGAUGCAGGCUCAUAGUCAAAAGCCAAGACGACUUCGGUUAGCGUGCACUGGAUGAGUGAAGUAGCGCAGACAUCGGUGUAUCCAUCGGCGUAUGCAUUCGUUAAUUCAUUGCCGACUACAACACCAGUGUCUGGUACACUGUGUAGCUUCAAACGAUGCCAGACGCCGAAUGAGCCAAAUGCACUAUGGGCGUGAUGGGUCUUGGAGGACGGGUAUCUCAAAUGGUAUGAACGAGAGAAGGCAUAGAUCGACCAAACGCAAAGGAAGAGCACACUUCCAGUGGCGAAGCGUGGAAAACGGAAUGGGCUCCUGUGUUACACAACUGUGCUGUGCCACUUCGAAGCCGAAGGUCAAAACUUGGACUGUCGGAACAGAGAUGGGGCCUGGCGAGCAGGGAGAUCGCGGCCUAGAAAGCCUGGGUUCAGUUUCAUCGCGAUGGGGACUCUACACAGCCACGCCAUAAACGAUCAGUGUAUUGUAGUCGACCACCGUUUCGGGAAGUCGGAAGUGAAGUAAACGACUCGAGUGAUUUCCUCACCAAUGACCCCUCCGAUGACAGGAGAGCCUGAGGAAGCUAUAUACGCACGUAGUCGUAUGAUUUCCAAGACGGAUAGAAAAUCAGCGACAAAAAGUGCGACCUCGAUUCGAAGAAGAACGAAAUGCCUCUGAUAUGCCUUGUCCAAUCCUAGUCCUGAAGAACGAAAUUUACUGCCCCGGAUAAUCUCAUCGUAACUUGAUCGCUGUGGAACCAGGGCAGGCCGACGUUGACGGAACACGAGUGAGCAAGCAGCGCAAGGAGAGGAGG
Stereum hirsutum FP-91666 SS1 is the source of this 1027-nucleotide messenger RNA. RefSeq lists its product as uncharacterized. Lineage: Eukaryota; Fungi; Basidiomycota; Agaricomycetes; Russulales; Stereaceae. The coding region runs from base 401 to 685 and encodes 94 amino acids. The record is from RefSeq and is a predicted model, not a curated record. The transcript is spliced from 2 exons.